AUGGGAAAUAUGAAAACCAUUCAUUCUUUCUUCAAAAGAAAGGUUGAUAAUGAAGAAAUUCAAGAUAAAAAUCAAGAGAUUAAACAUCACAAAGCUUCAACAAGUGAACCACAACCACAAGAACAUGAAAAUCAACAAGAGAAUGAUAGGAAUGAAGCUACACAGUCAAAUCCUAAUGAGGUGGUCCAGGUGAAUCUUAAGCAACUAGAAAGAGACCCCACUAAAAGAAAACAAAUGUGGGAUUAUCCGGUUAAUUUAAGGGAAGAAGUAAGACAAGCUUAUAUGAGUUUAGGACAUUUCCAAAUACAUCUUAAAGAAUAUCAUGCUAAAGGUUCAAAGAAACAUCCUCGUAGAUUCCAAUAUUCCUGUGUGUGCCAUGAUUAUGAUGCAUUUACUGUUAAAGGAUUUGACAAUUGGAAGAAAGUUAAUGACGGGAAAAAUUGUGCAUUCUUGAAGCAUAUUGGUUGUUCACAACACAGAAAUGCUGUUGCAUUCGCUGAAAAUUUGAUGAACCAAGAAGCACACAUUGAAAAUAUCAUAAUGAAGCAAAAUGAAGAGCAAAUAUUUAAGAAUCGUAUACGAUUAAAAGCUUCAAUUGACACAGUUUCAUCUUAUAAUGAUAAAGUUGCAUAUGUUAUAUUAGAGAAAGCUCCUUAUAAUUCAAAAUAUAUUUCUGGAGAAAUUCAAAAAGAAAUUCUUAGAAUUAUUGCAAAUAAAGUUAAAAAGCAUAUUCGUAGUGAAGUGGAAGGGAUCAUACAGGAAAGGUUCUUGGAUUUGGUUCAUGUUAGGGAUACCUUAUCAUUAACCCUAAACACAAAUAUGUGGAGACAACUUUUGCACUAUCAGUUUGAUGUUAGUAAAAUCCGUGGCCAAGGUUAUGAUGAUGCUAGUAAUAUGAGAGGGGAAUGGAGUGGAUUACAGACACUUGUUCUUAAGCAUUGUCCUUAUGCAUAUUAUGUUCACUACUUUGCUCACAUAUUACAAAUAGCCUUGGCGAAGGCAACUGAUAUUGAACAAUUAUUGGAACUAGGUGAAAUCGAAACAGGAAAAGGAUUGAAUCAAGUUGGGACAUUAAAAAGAGCUAGCGAUACACGUUGGGGUUCUCAUUUUCGUUAUCUUUGCAGUUUGCUUAACAUGUUUGAUUGUACUCGUGUUGUUCUCCAAGGAAUAAUUGAUGACAUAUCUGCUACUUAUUCUCAACGCGGAGAUGCUGAUGCAGCUUACUGUUUCCUAAAAUCAUUUGAGUUUGUGUUUAUUCUUCACUUGAUAAAGGAAAUGAUAGGGAAAACUGAUGUACUUUCUCAAGUUCUACAAAAGAAAUCCCAAGAUAUUCUUAAUGCCAUGGAGUUAGUUUCAUCAACAAAGAAGAGUCUAAAUGAAUUCAGAAACAAGGGAUGA
This is a messenger RNA of Lactuca sativa (garden lettuce), 1398 nucleotides long. RefSeq lists its product as uncharacterized. Lineage: Eukaryota; Viridiplantae; Streptophyta; Magnoliopsida; Asterales; Asteraceae. The record is from RefSeq and is a predicted model, not a curated record.